Messenger RNA from Drosophila suzukii, 857 nucleotides. The record is from RefSeq and is a predicted model, not a curated record. NCBI's taxonomy places the organism in Eukaryota, Metazoa, Arthropoda, Insecta, Diptera, Drosophilidae.
AUGAGGAUUACACAACUGUUAUAUAUCUUGAGUGUGGUUAUCGCAUCGAUCGAGGCGGUGGAAUAUCUAAUUCGCUUCGAGACGAAGAAGGACAAGUGCCUGAAUCCACCCAGAACGGCCAGGAAAGUGGAGACGGUGAUUGGCGAGUGCCAGGAUGAGGUCCGCAAUAAGUUGGUUAAUGGUGGGCCCAAAAUCGGUGGUUAGUUUUCCAAUACUAAAAGGUUUUUCAAUCCCCAAAAUGCAGAGGCCUAUGAGAUACUCAAAGAGCAGGUGUCCCACAAGCAACCGCCCAUCGAUCCCCACGACGACUCCAUCGACUUCAUCUGGCCCUCGGCUCACGGGGUUUCCGGUGGCACUUCCAUAGUUCAUCCUUCCAGGCCCAACCACUAUGAAUAUUUAGUCUACGACGAACCCGAACCACAUCGCCAUAUGGCCAGACUGAUGAGGAACAUCCGACGCCUGGAUGUGACCAGUUCGGGCAUAUACCAUCCCACUUUGGUGCCUUUGGAAGACAAACGCAUUGCUGGGUGCCUGCUGCAUUGCGUUUAUGCCAAGAACAACGCCAUCGACCAGAAGGGUUGGCCCACCUUGGACGGACUGGUCCACUUUUACUCCGAGGGAGUCCACGAGCACGGGUUCUUCAUGGCCACCUUGCGGUCCGUGAACCUCUGCCUCCGGACAAUGACCGCCCGGUACGGAGUGAACCGCAAGGAGCUGCCCAAGAAAGGUGAAAGCUGCGAUCUGGCUUUUGAUGUCUUCGACUGCAUAUCUGACCAAAUCACCGGCUACUGUCUGGAUCAAUACAGCAGAUAUUAAUAAGUUAGUCAGACUAGUGUGCUUCGUAAAUAAAUGUUUAG